Messenger RNA from Talpa occidentalis (Iberian mole), 2324 nucleotides. It is a transcript of the gene DNAJC12, whose product is annotated as DnaJ heat shock protein family (Hsp40) member C12. The record is from RefSeq and is a predicted model, not a curated record. Gene Ontology annotation, cellular component: cytoplasm. NCBI's taxonomy places the organism in Eukaryota, Metazoa, Chordata, Mammalia, Eulipotyphla, Talpidae. The transcript has 7 exons. The coding region runs from base 247 to 843 and encodes 198 amino acids.
AACCGUUGGUGAUUAUUUCAUCACCAAACAGAAGGUUGUCUGCAAAAGUAAACAAAAGUAACUCAAGGCUGCUGGAAAAUCUGCAUCUAAAAUGCAUGAAGAUCUCUAAUGAAGGUACUGGCUCAAGUUCAAAGACACAGCAAAGUCCCUUAAACACAACCAAAGUAUGCUAUAAUCAUUGGGCCAGCACUUGGAGAAUAGAGAAAUCUGCUUCACUGAGGAAGAAAAGCUGAUCUAGUAAUCUAAAUGGAUGCAAUACUGAAUUACAGAUCAGAAGAUACUGAAGAUUACUACGCCUUACUGGGAUGCGAUGAACUGUCUUCGGUUGAACAAAUCCUGGCUGAAUUUAAGGUCAGAGCUCUGGAAUGUCACCCUGACAAGCAUCCUGAAAACUCCAAAGCAGUGGAGACUUUUCAGAAAUUGCAGAAGGCAAAGGAAAUUCUCACUAAUGAAGAGAGUCGAGCUCGCUAUGACCACUGGCGAAGGAGCCAGAUCUCGAUGCCAUUCCAGCAGUGGGAAGCUUUGAGUGACUCUGUGAAAACGUCGAUGCACUGGGCUGUCAGAAGUAAAAAAGACUUGAUGCUGGAAGAAUCUGACCAGACUCAUACCAACAAGACUGAAAAUAAGGAAUUGAAGGAGCAAAGAGAAAUAAAGACAAAAAAGUUGGAUUCAACCAUGGAGAAAAGGGAGCAAAAAGAAUCUGAAUCCCUGGAGAAGUCACUUCUCCCACAAUGUUCAGAUUCUCCAAGUUUUUCGGAUGUGAACUGUGGACACCUUCGUUUCCGCUGGUCUGGGGAUGCUCCCUCAGAACUCCUGAGGAAAUUCAGAAACUAUGAAAUAUGAAAUGGCUCUGAGCCACAGAAGAAAGAGAACAAGAUAUCCCCUGUGCUGCCAACAUGUGGUCUUUGUUCCAGUCUUUAAAAUGUCAUGUUUAAAAUGUCAUGUUUAUAUGUAAUGAUUGUGAAUUACUGAGUAUCAAUUAAUUCCACCAUCCUUGAACCCAUUCUCACAAUGUGUUUCUUAAGUGAAAAUCAGGAGACAAGAUGGUUUCAAUAUUUGAAAAAAAAUUAAAACUUUCAGAUUCAGGAUAGACUGUAUUAUAUGUGCUUCCUGUUAAUGUUAUUUAUAGAAAUCUACUUAAAAAAAGCUAUGUCUGAAUUUAAAUAUUUCCUUGAUAUACCAUGAUCUCUAUUAGUGCUAGAUAUAUAAGGAAUAUUUUCUGAUUUUGGACUUAAAAGGUGGAAUUACUUGUCUGAACGCCAUAGAAUAAAGUAAAUAAAUUUUCCAACAUUUGUAAUGAAUUGAUAAUUCAACUGGAUUUAAAAAACAAUUUGAAUAGACAUUUCUACUUUAAUUUUAAUAAUGAUAAAAUUAAAAGCUUAUAAUUUAUUUGAGGAAAUUUUUUAAACAAGAUUUCUCUUGUUAUAUAAUGAGUAAUAAAAGUACAAAUUACAUUCUAACUAUGAAAAUGGACCUAUUAGAUCACAUUGCUUUUAGUUUGAAAUUACUUAUGAUCAUGUGUAGUAUAGUUUAUUUCUUAGUUUGAAAACAAGUGGAUGAAAAAUUAAAAAGAGAAAAAAUUUAUAGAGAGCAAGCGGUUCCUUAGUUGAUGACAAAAUGAGAAAAAUUAAAAUAUAGGUUUUUUUUUUAAAAGCUAAAUUAUACAUAAAUCAUGUCUUUCCCCCCUUUGUGGUUUAAAAUGUAUUCCUCUUAGGAAAUAGUAUCAUAGUAAAUCAUGUUAAUUUGACAGCUGUCAUAACAAAAAAGACUUCAACAACCUUUCUCAUAGUUCUGGAGUCCAGAAGUCCGAGAUCAAGUUGUGUGCAAGUUUGGUUUCUUCUAAGGACUCUUUGGCUUACUAGUAGCCACUUUCUCACUGUGUCCUUACAUGACUUUUCUCUGUGCACACAUACCCCUUUUGUCUCUACUCUUAUAAGGACAUCAGUCAUAGCCCUACCCUUACAACCUCCUUUUAACUCAGUCACUUCUUUAAAUAAAGAUCUUAUCUCCAACUAUAAUUACAAUCCGAGGUAUUGGAGGCUGGGACUUCAACAUAUGAAUCUUGAGAGAACCCAACCCACCCCAUAGCAUAGAUGAAAAAAAAUUUUUUUGAUGACUAUAAACCCUGUACUAGUUCCCUCCCUUGAUUGUAUUUGAUUUCAAUGUUUUGUCAAAUCCAGAAGGCAGGGUCAGUCAUUUAGAGAAUUAUUUCUACAAUAUGUUACCACUUCAGUAAAAUGUGAUUUGGCAUGUUACCUUAUCUGCAAAUUUUACUUCAAAAAUAGAAAAUAAAGACAAAAAAUAUGGUAUGUAAUAAAAUGAGC